UAUAUCACACCAUACUCAUCAACUGUCAUUUAAUUUUAUUAUGACUUUUUUGUGAUGUUUGUUUUCAUGGAUCUUGGUGCUCAUUUCGUGAAUUGCAUGUGCAUCUCAAAAUGAAAUACGGUCAAGUCGAUAAAAGGAAACCUCGCCAGCACAUGAACCUGGAGAAUCUAGACCGCGCGCUGCAGGAGCUGGGCAUGCUGAGCGCCGUGACGGAGGCGCGCCGGGAGUUCCUGCAUGAGGCGCAGUCCGACUACUGCAUGAUGCGGCUCAACACGCGGUACGUGUCCAACGUGACGGUGGGCUACUGCAUGCGGAGGACGACCACCAAGAACCGCCUGUGCCCGUACAUCCUGCCCGCGCGGCACCGGACCAAGAGCGAGAACUCGGACGCGCUGCCCGGCGACGCCGACGCGCGCGACUUCAAGCACCACCCGCUGGAGCCCACCGCGUCCACCAGCGGCCCCCCCGCGCCCUCCACCCCCGCCAAGCGCUGCCAGUCGCUCGAGAACCUCAACCUGUCAGACUCCGCCGCCAGCUCCGACCCCUCCCAGGACAUGGACUGUGUCUCAAAUCGUAUACAAAAGCUCCAAGUCGACGAAUGACACAGCAGCCCUAUGCUGCACUAAAUUUUAAAUGUGAUUUGAUUACACCAAUUAAAUUAUAUUUAUAGUAAUAAUAACUACUGAAUGUUAUUGAUAUUUAAGAAUGUGAUACAGUGAAUAGUGUAACAUUUGCAUAACCAUAUUUAACAGUAAUUACAGUCAUGUAAAACCCAUUUUCUAUGUACAUGUAGAUGUGUGGUGAAGCUACCAUUCUUUGUGGACAUGCUAUUUCUGACACAUUGUAUGCUGAACCCUUUUGAUUGUAUUUAAAUGUGAAUCGGUACACCAUUCAUUUUGCAUGUGUAUGUGUAGAAUGCUAAAUGUGGACGUUCCUAGCCUUUCAGUUGAUGAAUCUGUGUGUACAUUAGGUGUGUAGUAAAAGUAUAGUAAAAAGGUACCUAUGUCACUUGUACCUUGGUCAUUUAAAUUUGUUUCUAAAUUUUAUCCUUGAAUUGCUCAAAUUUUGGAAUGGGUACAAAUUAAUAUUACAAAAAUUCUCUUUUUAUUGAGUAAAUUAGGUUAACUCAUUGGAUAUAGUUUGAGGACAAAUUCAUUUAGUAUAAUUUUAAAGGCAAUAUAAAAUCAACACUAAUAAUAAAAUUCAAGGUCUACUGUAGGAAGCUAACAUGCUAUGGUGAUCUUGUGUGUGAGAAUAACUCAUAAUUUUUAUAAACCAUUUUUCAUGGUUACCUUAUACUAUAAGUACCUCCUGUUUUAAUAUGUCUAAUAAUGGAGUUUAUUUUCUAAGUCACAGAUGCAAUUCUUUUUAAAGUUCAAUUUGUGUUGUAGAAUAUUUUGCAGUAAGUGUGCUGUUUGUAUGUAUUAUGUUAGCAAAGUCCAUUUAAAAGAGACAAAGUUAAAUACAGGUUUAUUUUUGUACCAAUAGCCAUUUAGUAUUUUUUGGGUUUGAGUAUUACCAUUAAAAGAUCUCAUACUUAGGAGAUAACUGAUCUCAUUAGGUUUGUGUAGAGAAUACCAAUACAUACUGCAAUACAUUAACAUGGGUCCAUAAUGAGUUAAGUGUUUUAAAUCAAAGUAAAAUGAUUUAUAAUAAUGGUAGACCCAUGUUCAUGUAAAUUCAUCUAUAAAUACUGAAAAAAAAUAAUGUAUUUUACCACUAGUAAACUUUUACUCAGAUUUGUCAUUCACUUUUGCGUAGGUGUUUACUAUGCAAUAUUUUACUUUAAUUACAUACCUAUAUAUUUUUAUAUUAUGUGAAAAGUGUGUGCCUGUUUUAUGUUUUUAUGGUGUGGGUUGGGUUGAUAUUUUACCAUCUUGCUUUGUGACUUAGAAAUCCAAUAAGUGAAUAUGUUUGUUAAUUUUGUUGUUACUUUCUUAUUUGAGAGAAUUAUAUAGCUUUGAUUUAGUAAAUAAAAAUCUAAAUUUUA
This is a messenger RNA of Plutella xylostella (diamondback moth), 1990 nucleotides long. RefSeq lists its product as uncharacterized. The record is from RefSeq and is a predicted model, not a curated record. Lineage: Eukaryota; Metazoa; Arthropoda; Insecta; Lepidoptera; Plutellidae.